Molecule: messenger RNA, 4372 nt
Organism: Phasianus colchicus (ring-necked pheasant)
Lineage: Eukaryota; Metazoa; Chordata; Aves; Galliformes; Phasianidae
Gene: SLC26A7
Product: solute carrier family 26 member 7
Biological process (GO): transmembrane transport
Cellular component (GO): membrane
Source: RefSeq, a predicted model, not a curated record
ACAAACACUCUGAUAAGGGUGUCUUUCUGCUUGGAUGGCUUUUAGUUUCUGUCGUCUUCACUGACAUAGCCUUGAUGCUAUGUCUGUAGGAAUACUGCUGCAGUAGUUGCUGUUGUUUUUUUUUUGUUUGCUUUUCUUUAAUUAAAAGGAGCCCUUAACAGGACAGUCCCUUCAGAAAAUUAUCUUAGCUACUGAGUUUUUCCCCUGAUGAUGGAAGCCUGUGGACCACUGUGGAUCUAGGAUGUUGUUGCAGAUAAAUUGGAACUAGUGUGUGUUGGGCACGGACAGCUGGGAGGUGAGGAGUUGGAGGAGGGUUGUGCUCUGCCAGGAAGAGCAGCUCAGGUGCACAGUGCCCUGCUGUGGGAUCAGGACGGGUCUGUUCACAGCUUGUGGGUCAGGAUCAGGGGGGUGCCUGCUACACACCAGCCAGUGUAAAAGAGGAAGUAUGCAAAGCCUUUAGAACAACUGGGAGACCCUUAAAAGCCUUUGGAAGAACCUGUAGGACCAACCAGAAGAAGUUCCUUGGUUGCAGGCACUGCAGUCAGAUUCCAUCAUUGAUUUUGGUGCAUAAAUGUCUUGAUAGAGAAGAAAAUGAAGAAAUAAAGGGGAAAAAAUGAGAGGGCUCCUUCCAUCCAUUGUAAUAGAAGAUCACAACUUUGGCCCAUGAGAACUAAAGUUUUAGCUGAAGAUGACAAACUGAUGUCACCUCACAAAGUCUUGGAACCACAAAUUCUCAAAAGAAACCUGGAGAACGACCCAGAUCAGGGUGGUUUCUCAGCCAUCCAUUCUUCUGCACAAGCAACUUCUUUUGGGGGCUUUGGUGAUGACGGGGGCAGAGAGAAGAAGGAGAGCGGUGUGGGGGAAGAUCCGGGCUGUUCGCUGUGAAGAUAUCAAGGAGUGGUGCGUGAGGCGGCUGCCCAUCUUGGAGUGGGUGCCCAUCUACGACUGGAAGGAAAAUCUGGUUCCCGAUAUGGUGUCUGGGAUGAUGCUGGCCAUCCAGCAGGUGACUCAAGGAUUGGCCUUUGCUGCUCUCUCUUCAGUCCAUCCAGUUUUUGGUUUAUAUGGUUCAUUCUUCCCUGUCAUUAUAUAUGCCAUAUUUGGAAUGGGACGUCAUGUUGCAACAGGAACUUUUGCCUUAACUUCCUUAAUAUCUGCCAAUGCAGUUGAACGUCUUGUUCCUUCCAUUGGCACUAAUUUCACUUCAAACAAUAAUUCAGGAAUCUUGGGCCUGUCAGAGUUUGAAAUGCAGAGAAUUGGAGUUGCAGCAGCAGUUUCAUUUCUUGGAGGAAUCAUUCAGGUAGCGAUGUUCAUGCUGCAGCUGGGCCAUGCCACCUUCUUGUUAACAGAACCAGUGAUCAGUGCAAUGACCACAGGAGCUGCAACACAUGUUGUGACUUCACAAGUGAAGUACUUGCUGGGAAUGAAAAUGCCAUACAUAUCAGGACCACUAGGAUUUUUUCAUAUUUAUGCCUACAUAUUUGAGAACAUCAGAUCGGUUCAACUAGAGACUUUACUUCUCUCCUUGCUGAGCAUUGUGGUGCUUGUUCUUGUUAAGGAAUUGAAUGAGAAAUUUCAGAGAAACAUUAAAAUUGUUCUUCCUAUCGAUCUAGUUUUGAUAAUUGCUACAUCCAUUGCCUGCUGCUAUGCUGACAUGGAAUACGUCUAUGGGCUAGAAGUUGUGGGACAUAUUCCUCAAGGGCUGCCACCACCAAAACUGCCACCCAUGAAUGUCCUAUCUGAAGUAGUCACAGAAGCUUUUGGGGUAGCACUGGUUGGUUACGUAGCAUCACUAGCUCUAGCCCAAAGCUCUGCUAAAAGGUUUAAUUACACUGUGGAUGAUAACCAGGAACUUUUGGCUCAUGGCCUCAGCAACGUGAUUCCUUCAUUUUUCUUUUGCAUACCAAGCGCGGCAGCGAUGGGACGGACGGCACUGUUAUAUAGUACGGGCGCCAGAACACAGGUGGCUUGCCUUAUCUCCUGUGCAUUAGUUCUUGUGGUGAUCUACACGAUUGGAGCAAUGCUGUACUGGCUGCCCAUGUGUGUGCUAGCAAGCAUUAUCAUUGUGGGCUUGAAGGGGAUGCUAAUGCAGUUCCGUGACUUAAAAAAAUAUUGGAAUGUGGAUAAAAUAGACUGGAGCAUAUGGGUUACUACCUACAUGUUCACAAUCUGCUUUGCUGCUAACGUGGGAUUGUUGUAUGGUGUUGUCUGCACGAUAGUAAUUGUGAUUUUCCGCUUUCCCAGAGCAAAGACACUGAAUUUGAAAAAUAUGAAAGAAGUGGAAUAUAAAUACAAAACUGAAGAUAAUUGUGAAUCAUUAAAACAGGUAACCGUAGUUUCAGUCAGCAACCCAUUAGUCUUUCUCAACGCCAGAAAGUUUCAUGCAGACCUGAUGAAGAUAAUCCAGAAGGACAGCAUGAGCAGCCAGGCACGUGAAGAUGUAAACAAGUGUGAGCAGAACACAUUACUCUGCUCAUUUUCCAAUGGAGGUUGUCAUGGCGAGUCGCUGCAGCCAGGUCAGAGUGAGCGACGCAUUUUGAUAUUGGACUGCAGUGGUCUGAAUUUCUUUGACUACACUGGAGUCUCCAUGUUGCUUCAGAUUUACAUGGAUUGUAAAAACAGACACAUUGAAGUGUUGCUCGCAUGCUGCAAAGCUUCCUUGAUUAAAGCAAUGCAGUAUGGUGGAAAUCUCGAAUCUGAAAACCCCAUCUUCUUUGAGUCUAUUUCUUCAGCAAUCGGUGCCAGUCAAAUUCCCAGGAAAUACAGCAAGUUCACCGAACAGAGUGAAGUGUGAUGUCAACCCAUCCAAUGUGGAUAGUUUGACCGGCUCAUAUGCAGAAUGAACUACACCACGGUUUCUUGUUAGCUUUUUUUUUUUUUUCUCCAGGAGAUAUCAUAGAUGCUAUUUUAUAUGCCAUUUAUGUUUAGUGCACUCAGUAAUGACAGAUCUGCCAUUCAGAACAUUCCGCUGCCAUCUCUCAGAGAUUGUUCCUAUAGUUGAUCUACAGUGGUUUUUAUAAUACUCUUAUACACAUUUAGAGACAAAUUAUUAGAAAGCAGAUGUGGGGUACUGACUGUGUUUAACAGUGAGAUAUAUUCUUUUAGAUAUCUUCUAUUAUAACGUUAGUUGUAAUAUGCAUCCGUAGUUUUGUGCAUGGAAUAAUGAGACAUUAGGAUUUCUUAAAAGCACAAUGUUAUAAUUGAUACAUUAUAUUUGGAAAAGCCAUAUACCAAUGCAUACUUUGUUUCUGGUGGAGUUAUUUACCCUUUUCGUUGUUCAAGACAGCUAUUUACAGUAACAGCAUCACAACACAGCUAACAUAUCCUUGAAUUUUUCGUACAUGGUUACUGUAGGAUUUUUUAUGCCUGCCAAGGUCAGUGGGAGCACCAUUUGUUGAAAGAAGGCAGAUGUAUGUUGGUAGGGUUGUCUCCCUCUCUAGUAGAUGUUGUGAGUUAUUAUAACGGUUUGCUAUAUUUUCAGUGCCAUGGGUAUUCUUUAGCUUAGAUUAAAGAGGAAAAACUGGUCAUAUUUUUUCAAAACUUUUUCUUGUUUUCAGCACAGUCAUCUGCAUUUCCAGCUUGAGCUGUUGUUUGGUCAGUGCUGGAAUUUGAUCAUGUAAGAAGUAAGUUUUAUUUGUUGCCCAAAGUGCAUUCAUGUCAGAUGAAGUAGUUGAUUGCAAAUGUCUUUGACAGGUUAUAACAGGCAAUAACAUUUAAUUAUUAAAUUCUUCAGACAGUCUUAGUGAUUUAUGAACACUUCAGACACUAUUUAUAUUGCACUUUCAUUGUAGAAGAAUCAACUGUAUGUCAGAGCUGAAUGGAGAACUCUCCUUAACACAAGCUGAAUAAAUGAAUAAAAGUCUUCUUUUCUAUUAAGUUCAGUAUUUAUUCUUUGACAAUUAUAUGCAUUUUCUGAAAAUUUAGAGAUAUGUUGGUUAAAACAUGGUCUUUAGAAAAGAAAACACCUACCAUGAGACCUUCAAUUUUGUUCUGAAUAAUCUUGUUAACAGUAAUACAGAUGCUGUUAAAAUUAUUUGUACUGUCAGUGCUUGAUGAAAUCCUUGGCAACUCUGCAUCAAAUUAAAAUUUUUUUACUGCUAAUCAAAAUGGUUUCCAUUUUCCCCAGUGUUCAAUAGAAAUAACUUUUCUACAGCUGGAUUUUAGUAUCAAUUUCAACCUAAUACAGAGUUUAGUAACUUCAACACUCUUCUGUAUAGACUGUCCACUAGCUUCCCUCAAGUUCAUCAGCAAAUAUUAGUCUGUAUAUAGGUAGGAGUGUAUCCCAAACUUCCCAUUAGUUACUCUAUGUAUGGCCUCAAGUUGCACCAGGGGAGAUUCAGGCUGGAUGUUAGGAAAUACUGCUUUUCUGUAAGAG